Candida albicans SC5314 is the source of this 1338-nucleotide messenger RNA. RefSeq lists its product as uncharacterized. Lineage: Eukaryota; Fungi; Ascomycota; Pichiomycetes; Serinales; Debaryomycetaceae. Gene Ontology annotation, cellular component: mitochondrion. The coding region runs from base 1 to 1338 and encodes 445 amino acids. The transcript has a single exon. The record is from RefSeq and is a predicted model, not a curated record.
AUGAGGUCCCCGAAUGGAUUCUUGCUGUCACAAUGGACUAGAUUACUUGUACUGAAUAGACGCAUUUCCCAUCAUUAUACAUGUAUUCGUUGGAAUCACCUGAGUUCAGAUUCUCAGCAAACAAGACAACAAGUACCCAUAUCACCUGAGAUAUCUGGAGAGAUAGAUGCUAUCGGUAAAAAAUCAACAGAAAAAUCAUUUGAAGGACUUUCUUAUGAUCUUAGUCAACUCCUUGAUGAAGAUACUUUAGUGGGGAAGCAAAAAGAUCAAAAUCAAAGUUCGGAACAACUUCCAAUUGGAAGUAUGAUGGAAUCAUCGAGUGAUUCUGAACCAAUGGAUUUUCAACAAUUAAGCAACUUUAUCAAAGAAGCUUACGAAAAGAAUCCAAACUACAAAGAAAUGGAAAGGAGCCCCAGUGCUAAAAGAAGACAAGUGGAUUAUUUUGAGGCUUUAUUUUCUAAAUAUGGUGGUACACUGGAUCGUGGCAAGAAAACGAAAACAAAGUCAUCUGUUUCUGAUUCUGAACUGGAUAGAAUUUCAUCGCUAAAGGAAAAGCUUAGAGGGGAACUAACCUCGAGAUGUACUGUAGCAUUAGAGCCAACAUUAACCCAUUUCAGGACAUACAAGACAUCACAUGAAUUAUUUCAAACUGCUCAAACAAUCCUAAACAAUUUUGCAAAAAAGUUGCAAAAUGUGGGUAAGAAAACCAGAAAAACAAACACAAGCGAAACAGAUUCAGUGAAACUAACACAAAUAAGAGAAGAAAUAUUUGUCCAGCAUUUGUUUCUGCCAAUAGACAAAAACAGUUGGUUGGAUGUACAUGAAGAAUACGUUAAUAAUGUCGAAACACAAUCAAGAUUAUCACCUGAAAAUCCUAUUUGUGAUGUAAUAACCUUACCUAUUAUUUUCAACGAGAUAAUAGAUUGCUUGGCUUUUAAAUUCAAUCAGGGACAGUUGGCGAUGUCAUUAUUUGAUUUGAUCGAGAAGGAUUUCAGUUUUCAUACAAUUGCCGUCAACCAAGAUACCUAUAAUUUGAUAUUACGUCUUGUUUGGGUAUAUUAUGGAAACACCAACUUGGACCAAUUUUACAGAAGAUAUCACAGAAUGACUUCAUUAGGAUUCACUGGCGAUGUGAAAACCCUAAAUAUUUUAAAAACUGUCUACAAUGAGUAUGACAGAUUGAAGAACGGGAAACUGAUUUUUAAUAACAGUAAUAGUCCAAUUUAUACUCCAGAGGACAAUAUAAGAAUGGAGUAUUUUGAAAAGGAAUACAACAAAUUAAAACGCAGACUUGAACACGGGGUACAACACAAGGAUUUUAUGUUAAAUAAUUACUAA